GAGAGGUGAGUUGGGGGAGAGAAGCUCUUGUGUGAGAAGGAGAGAAGAGAGGGAGAGAGGCACUCACUUUCAGUCGCUCUCACCUCACCAGUACCACUACGUCCAUCCCCACCACCACCACCACCACUACAGCAAUAACAGCAACGCAGAGAUGACUGGCACCAUCACAGCCAAUGAAGAUUUCGAUGCCGAGAGGUCAUGCCUGAGGUUCCGGAAGGCGAUGAAGGGAUUGGGCACUGACUUUGCUGUCAUUACGAGGGAGACUGUGACGCACGAUAACCUCCAGCGGCAGAUGAUCCGGGAGGCUUAUAAGAAGCACGGCAGGGAUCUAAUCAAGGAUCUGAAGGAGGAGCUGGGAGGCACUUACGCAGACACAAUUCUUGCCAUGUUCGAGUCUCCGUAUGAUCUGGUGGUGUCCGCACUUCACUACGCCUUCAGGAAUGCGGGCACGAACGAGAAGGCGCUGACUGACCUUCUAUGCUGCCGCACCUCCGAGGAACUUGCAUCUCUAAAGGAACGUUAUGAGAAGAGGUACAACAAGACUCUGGAUGAUCAAAUGGAGUCUGAACUGAGUGGAGAGUUCCAGUUACUGAUGAGAAGUCUGGUGGCAGCGGACAGGGACCAGAGCCAGACUGUGGAUGCUCCAAAGGCUAAGAAUGAUGCCCAGAUGCUGUACGAUGCAGGGGUGGGCGUUAAGUCUGAGGAUGACACUGAAGACUUUAUCACAAUUUUUAACACGAGGAGUUACGCGCAGCUUCAAGAGACCUUCGAAGAGUACCAUAGACUGGCAGGGCAGCCCAUUGAGGACGCCAUCGACACGGAGUUCAGUGGGGAUAUGCGCAAAGGACUCCUGGCCAUUGUUCAACGUGUGCGGGACCCUCUUGGAUUCUAUGCGGAGCGACUAAAUCAGACGAUGGCCGGGCUGGGUACAGACGACAAGGCACUCAUCCGCAUAAUUGUGUCCCGCUCGGAGAUUGACCUGGCAGAUAUUAAGGAAUGCUACAAGGAGAAGUAUGACAAGGAAUUAGCGGAUGACGUGAGGGACGACACCAGCGGGGAAUACCAGAAGCUGCUUCUUGCUAUCAUUAACAACUAGCAAGAAAGCACUGCGAACAGCCUAGCAACACCACUACGGAGGGAGUCACAAUCUUUCUCACAACUAGGGAUACACCAAAACCUACCUUACUAUUAAGGAUUAGCAGUAUUAAUGAGUCUUAAUCUUUUCACUACGAUAAGAAACAAUUCACAUCACUAAAAGGAACGACUAGAAUCAUAACAGAGCAGGUGAGUAUGUCUUAAGAGUGUUUGAUGAUCGAGAUAGAUGUAUUGAAUAGAAUUAGAAUGUUGAAGGGAAACAGCUUAAGUAAUGGACUUACCCUCAUCAUUACUUGUUUGUAACAUUAUCAACACCACAUAAGCGUUACAUGCCAUACUGAUAAAGCAACACCAGUGACCGAAUAAUAGAAUUCGUUAUCACAGGCAAAUAACAACACCCGACAUCACUGUAGCUAUAAUCGUCAAUAGCACUUAAGAGGAACAGAAGAGCUUCUUAUCAUCACCAACAUUAUAAAACCACCAAUACAGUCACCGUUAUAGAAAGUAGAGCGACAAACCACACUCAUCUACACAGCGUUUGGUGUUUGCCUCAAUAUGAAGGCCUCGGAUCUGCUGAGAUCACUUGUUGAGUUACGAGACUUCUGAACAUGAUUGUGUUAGAACCUGCUGUCCUCACAGGCUAUAAAAGCACUAACAUCACCAACACUGGGAAAUAUUAACAAAAUAAAUCGUCACUCUUGUUCUUAGCUAUUGCCACCAUCACCACCAACACCACCCCUAUCACCACCACUAUCACCAUCAACAUCUUCAAGAAAGAUCGUUAACUACAGAAUCACCAGUUGUUGCUAAGCUUUUUGACACCAGAAUUACUACUUUCAACGAGCCAGUUGACUGACAAGAUAAGCGAACAAUGAAUAAAGAAACAAGUGAACCACCGUUUUUUACAUAUCUAUGUAGUAAUUGAUUUAGUUAAUCUAGGAAGGCAUUAUCCGCACAACAUGAUGAUCAAGAGUUGAAUUAGAAAUGUAACAUAGUGUUUCCUUGCUAGUUUAUUUAUCUAUUUGUUUGUUUAGUGGCGCCGCAACAAAGAUUGCAGAUUGUCAUAAUAGUUCUCAAAGCUUUAAAGAAAGUGCCUUAAUGAUGUCAAUAUUGAUAUAAUUAUUGAUACCAAUAUUGUAUUGUGGAGAGAAAGGCUUAGAUUUUCAGUUAAAUAUCUCUUUUGCCCCA
Molecule: messenger RNA, 2283 nt
Organism: Portunus trituberculatus (swimming crab)
Lineage: Eukaryota; Metazoa; Arthropoda; Malacostraca; Decapoda; Portunidae
Product: annexin A5-like
Exons: 8
Coding region: 152-1096 (314 amino acids)
Cellular component (GO): cytoplasm
Molecular function (GO): calcium-dependent phospholipid binding; calcium ion binding
Source: RefSeq, a predicted model, not a curated record